Molecule: messenger RNA, 1206 nt
Organism: Cylindrotheca closterium
Lineage: Eukaryota; Bacillariophyta; Bacillariophyceae; Bacillariales; Bacillariaceae
Source: the annotation of a GenBank genome assembly
AUGCUGAAAUCACCACCGAAACGAGAGAAGAAUUCACGUCGCUCACUGAGCAAGCUGAUGAAGCGUAAGCUGUCAUUCAGAACGAAAGAUAGAAUAGAUUCCGAAGAAUUCGGAGGCACCAACAUUUUUUUGUCAGGGAAGAAAAAUAGACUCCCUAAAGGAAUGCCAACGGAAAUUGCUUUCAGACCUGGGUGUGAAGAUCAUGACGAUGAAAUUUCUUGUGAAUCACAGCUCAGAGAUCUUCCUGACUUGGUUUCAGCUGAAACACCAAUCAAGAAAGAAUCGCCUUCAUCAUCUGAAAGCAGUGGUUCGGAACCGCAGACGACUGAUCGGUUUCAGUCUUUACCCGAUGUGUUUCAGUCUCUUCCCAAUCGAUUUGAAUCACUGCAGAACUAUUUAUUCGCUAAUCGAAAGGGUUUGCUGGCUGUAGCUGUGGCCAUAUGUGUUUGCACUCAAGUUCCUGAGACAACCAAACUUCAACUUUCUGUGUUUGCAGCUGGCUUGUCCAGCACAAUCGUGGAACAAAGCAAGACAUUAGUCACAAAUGAGCCACUCAAAACGAUACGACAAAACAUCAAGCCAGUUACUACUGAGAAGCUGCCAGCAGAGGACCUGGGCACUUUCACCGGUAAAUUGAGUCGUAAUGCAUUGGAGGAUAUACCACAUCGUACGUUGCAAGAGGUCGGCAAUGCCGCCAUUGAUAACUUCAAUAGUGGAGCACAUCGAGAAAGCUAUGGAAGCUAUGACGUUGUUACAAGCCGAAUACUCCGAGGAGUCAUGCCAGAAAAGAACGGAAAUGGAAUUGCUGUUCAAUCGAAUAAUGUUGAGGUGCAACAAGACGGUACAAACACCAUUAUCUUUCAAAACAAAGUUGUUGAACCAGAAGGCAGUAAGAACACGAUUCUCCUCCAACCAAAUGUCGAGGGUGCUUCAAUACGAUUGGAUUCCAAUGGCGAUUUAAGAGCAGCGGCUCCAAGAGCGAUCUUGAAUGGUAUGCCCGAUCCGUUAGAUACACCAAAGCAGGGUCAAGUUGUAGGGUGGGCAACACAACCGGCAGAUGACGAAUUGCCACCCGAAUGUUACAACGUAUUCAAAAAGUUCCUUAGAAAUGACUGUAACCGCGCACCAGGAGAGACAGAAUCGAGGGAACGGAAUUGGAUUGAGGCGCUCUCGACUGACGCCUGGAUUCUCAAUAUGGAUAUUUAA